AUGUUAUUUACUUUUGGGUGAUCUUGGACAUUCUUGGUACUCUGUGUUGGGUUGGUUGGUUGGUUGGUUACGGGUGUUUGAGGUGGUGGGUAGGAGAAAGACAGCAUGUCUCAUGUGGGUCUAUGAGUUUCGAUUGAUUCUCUGUUCUAGGCUUGUGGAAGUGUUUACUGUUCUUCUUUUGCAGAGUUGGGUCUGUUUUAGCUUCUGUGCUUACCCGUCGGAGGUGGUUGGUCGGUGGGUUGACUCGUAUUUUGAAGGAGAUUGGGAAUUCUUUCAGAUGAUAGGAAGAGCAGAACUAACCAUGGUGAGCAUAAGGAGACGCAGACUCCUAGGAUUUUCUACUGGGAUAUGUCCUUUUAUGGUUGAGCUUCCUAAGUCUAGUGAAAAGGGAAAUAAUUCUGAAAAUGCUAUCAAGAACGCCGGAACAGUUGGUGUGCAUCAAAUGCCUUCAAAGGAUGUCAGCAAGCCAAAGGAGAUAAAUGUAUCCGGUUCUAGCUCAUCAAAAGAGGAUCAACAUCAACAAUUUUCAGGGCAAGCAAUCAAACGAAGAAAGCGACACCGGAGGAGGAAGCAUUUGGAAAAUCAAGAGCCUUGUAUGAUGAGAGGUGUCUAUUUCAAGAAUAUGAAAUGGCAGGCAGCAAUAAAAGUUGACAAGAAGCAAAUCCACUUGGGAACUGUUGGUUCACAAGAAGAAGCUGCACGUUUGUAUGACAGGGCGGCUUUUAUGUGUGGGAGAGAACCCAACUUUGAGCUCUCAGAGGAAGAGAAGCAAGAACUAAGGCAAUUCAAUUGGGAUGAGUUCUUGACGUACACUCGCAGUGCAAUUACUAGUAAAAAACACCAGAGAAGGGUUGGUCCAGUGCCUGCGAAGAAGCCUCAAAUUCCAGUGAAGAAUGACGAUUCAGACGAUGAGAAAAGAGCUGGUGGAUUUUCGGCAUCGGAGGAUAUGGAGCAAGACACAUCAAUUUCUUGAUUAUGGCGAUAUUAGGGGAGUAAGGCGAAGAAUGCUCAAUAAACCCGUCUUUAGCAAUCGGGUUUUAAUCAUUUGGCCUUUUUGUUUUUUUGUAUAUAAAUGCCCCUAUUAGGGCAGCUUAUAGUUGACUAUAUAUUUUUAGCAGACCUUGAUGCCGUAAACUAAAAUAAACAAUGUAUUUAUUUCAUCAUUAUUUAUGCUGUAGUUUCGCUUCCAUCUU
Molecule: messenger RNA, 1193 nt
Organism: Telopea speciosissima
Lineage: Eukaryota; Viridiplantae; Streptophyta; Magnoliopsida; Proteales; Proteaceae
Product: ethylene-responsive transcription factor-like protein At4g13040
Exons: 7
Coding region: 113-973 (286 amino acids)
Biological process (GO): regulation of DNA-templated transcription
Molecular function (GO): DNA-binding transcription factor activity; DNA binding
Source: RefSeq, a predicted model, not a curated record